AUGGCUACGAACGACAAAGCUGACGAAGAACGCAUCGAGAAGGGGUCCGGUCUCAUCUCGCCCCCACAACACGGUGAUGCUGCACUCGAAAUCCUGGGCGACGGAGCUACUCGCCAUGAAAUUACUGACGAGCAAAGUGCGGCCGUCUUGCGCAAGAUUGACAGAUAUGUUCUGCCUGUUAUGCUCAUGGUUUACUUUCUGCAACAGUUGGACAAAUCUUCACUGAGCUACACGUCCGUCUUCGGCAUCGUGGCAGAGACGGGGCUUGUUGGGACGCAAUACAGCUGGCUCAACAGCAUUGUCUAUGUCGCGCAACUCAUCUGGCAGCCGUGCUCAUCAUAUUUCCUCGUCCGACUGCCUCUAUCCAAAUACCUGUUCGUCAACGUGUUCAUGUGGGGAGCCGUAGUCGCCGCAACCUCUGCAGCAAAGAACUUUGGUGGGCUACUAGCUGCGCGCUUCUUCUUGGGUCUCUUCGAAGCGACCGUGGCACCAUGUUUCAUAACGAUAACCCAAAUGUGGUGGAGGCGCCGAGAGCAAACUCUGCGUCUGUCUUACUGGUUCGCAAUGAAUGGAUGCACUGGCAUGGUCGGGUCUCUGCUGACUUACGGACUUGGCCAUAUCCAUGGCCGGCUCCAUUCAUAUCAAGUCAUCUUCCUCUUUAUCGGACUUUUGACGGUCGUCUGUUCGCCGGUUGUAUACUUUGCGCUUCCCGAUUCACCCACCAAAGCCCGAUUCCUCAAUCAUGAAGAGAAAGUAGUUGCGAUAGAGAGGUUACGAGCCAAUAACCAGGGCACUGAAACGAAGGUCUGGAAAUGGGACCAAGUACUCGAGGUGUUUUUGGACAUCAAGACAUAUCUCUGGUUUUCCUUGCUGUUUCUUUGCGCUGUACCUAGUGGUGGUAUCGGAUCUUUUGGGCCACUUAUCAUCCAGGGUUUCGGGUUCAGCAAAUUCAAUACAAUUUUGUUUAAUAUCCCGUUUGCUGCGUUGCAAAUUGUUCUUACCAUUUCCGGCGCAACAAUUUCGACCAAGAUCAAACUGAAGUGGCCUGUGAUCUUUGGAUUUGCUCUCCCUCCAAUUGCCGGGGCGUCAGCGCUGAUGGUUCUGGGGAGGGGGGCAGAGUUGCGAAACAAACUCCUUGCCUGUUACUAUGUGCUUUCUUUCUUCUCUGUGCUGCAGCCAUUGCUAUACACAUGGAGUUCGCAGAAUGUCGCGGGGCAUACGAAGAAGACAUGCAACACUGGUCUCGUGUUUGUGGCCCAGUGUGCCGGGAAUAUUCUCGGCCCAUUGGUGUACAAGACAGAAGAAAAGCCGUAUUAUAGGUCGGGCCUGAUCUGCGAUUUGAUUUGCUGGAUUGCGCUUGCUGUUCUUGUUUUGAUUACCGCGGCAUAUCUCCACUACCUCAACGGUCGGCAUGCGAAACGACGUGUUGCAUUGGGAAAGACGAAAAAGGUUGUUGAUACGUCUCUGGAGAGCGCUAGUGAGGUGAAACGACGCGCAGCGGCCAAUGAAGGAGAGGCCGAUAAUUUGCAGUCAUUCGACGACUUGACUGACUUGAGAAACGAGGACUUCAUCUACGUUUUACCGCACUUUAUUCCUCCUUCCCAGCUGGAUGUUACGCGGUGGGAUGGGAACAUAAAUGACCCAGAGGCAUUUAUUAUGGACGAGGAUUUGGAGGAGAAUAGAGCUGUGAGAGAAGAAGAUUUUGAAGAGGAACAAGAAUUUGAAGAUGAAGAAGAAGGAGAAGAAACUGCUGAACUAGAGGAAAUGGUAGAAGAAGAAGAAGAGCCUGAGGCGGCCAAGGGAGACGGCAAGCGGAUACCACUACCGCCCAAGAAGCCACCGACAUCUCCCAGUUUCUACUCUGGCCGGGCCGCCUUCUACGACCAGCUAUCCCAAAUAGAAAGUGCCGUCCAGCAUACUCGGUCAGCCCUCCAAAUGCUCCAGCUGCUCCCCCUUCCCGACUUCGCCCGUCGCAGUCUGCCUGUCCGUCACGCGAUAUGGAAGAGCCCACGCGAAAUUGCGGGUGACUUGGGCGUCACGAUGUCCAGCUCCCGCUAUCGAAUACUCACCCGUCAACUUGGCCAGUUGAACGAAUACCUCCGCAUCGCCGAGGCCGCUGGUUGCGACGACCUGGCGGAACGCACGCGUAUGCUUCUCAACCUUUUCGAGAGUGCCUCGAAAGAGGCGGCACUGACGCGUGGAAAGCGAAAACGCCUCUACACCGACCAGCUCGGCCGCUCCUACACUUUUGGCAAGCGGAAAACAAGCACGGCACGUGUGUGGAUGGUCCCCGUGAUCGUAAAACCACAGGAACUCGAUGUUGUCGACCUGGAGAAGAUCCAGUCGCUCGACGAGGCGGCUGCACUCGUGACCUCGCAGCCUGAUCGAUUCUACGAGCCGCAGGUCGUGCCCAACAGCACAAUCCUCAUCAACAAUAUCCCAUUGGGCGAAUUCUUCCCUGUUCUUGCUGACCGUGAACGGGUGGUCAGGCCGCUCAAGAUUGCUGGUCUGCUCAGCGCUUAUAAUAUCUUCACGCUUGUCCGCGGGGGUGGGACGACAGGCCAGUCCGGUGCACUUGCCCAUGGUAUUGCGAAAGGUUUGAUCGUCCACGAGCCGUCCUUGGAAACUCUCAUGCGGAGAACAAAAUUACUGCGUCGCGAUCCUCGUAUGGUGGAACGCAAGAAGCCUGGCCUGGCCAAAGCCCGCAAAGGAUACACUUGGGUCAAGCGUUAG
Molecule: messenger RNA, 2733 nt
Organism: Mycena indigotica
Lineage: Eukaryota; Fungi; Basidiomycota; Agaricomycetes; Agaricales; Mycenaceae
Product: MFS general substrate transporter
Exons: 18
Coding region: 1-2733 (910 amino acids)
Biological process (GO): translation; transmembrane transport
Cellular component (GO): ribosome; membrane
Molecular function (GO): structural constituent of ribosome; transmembrane transporter activity
Source: RefSeq, a predicted model, not a curated record